Messenger RNA from Archocentrus centrarchus (flier cichlid), 791 nucleotides. RefSeq names its product trypsin-4-like. Gene Ontology annotation, biological process: proteolysis. The coding region runs from base 19 to 783 and encodes 254 amino acids. Gene Ontology annotation, cellular component: secretory granule. Lineage: Eukaryota; Metazoa; Chordata; Actinopteri; Cichliformes; Cichlidae. The transcript is spliced from 7 exons. Gene Ontology annotation, molecular function: serine-type endopeptidase activity. The record is from RefSeq and is a predicted model, not a curated record.
GUAGUAAGUUCAGUGACAAUGAUGGCUCAUCUCACGUGUCUUCUCUUUGUGUUGUGGGUUGGUGUCUCAGUGAGCACAGUGGUGGAUCUGCAGAAGAGAAUUUAUGGUGGAAAAGACUGUGACAAAAAGGAGCGACUGUACCAUGUCAGCCUGUCAAAGAAAUCUGAUGGAAAACCUGGUGACUGUGGUGGCUCUCUGAUCACUAAUCAGUGGGUUCUCACUGCAGCUCACUGCAAGACUAAUCCAAUAAAGUAUGCAGUUGUAAAUGUGCAUCCAGGCCCAGGAAAUGCAGAAGAAAUUGAAGACAUUAAACCCCAUCCACAAGUUGACCUCAUGCUUCUGAAGUUAAAAAAGCCCAUUACUACGAUUUCACCUGUAGCACUUCCUUACUGCAAGGAUAAAAACAACAAUAUUAUUGAUGAGCCUAAAAUAGGUCGUGACGUUCAGAUUGCAGGCCAUGGUGAUUAUAAAAUUGAUAAAAAGACGGGAAAGAAACUCACUAGUUAUCCAAGUGAACUCCAGUGUGCAGCUAUGCGUGUUGCUGACUGUGAGCCUAUCAAAAAUGAUCCAGAUUAUUCACACGUGCCAUAUGACCACAGGAUGUGUUACAAAGACACUCAAGUAGAUACAUGUGCGGGUGAUUCUGGUGGUGGAGUGAUCUACAAUAACAUGAUUUAUGGUGUACACAUUGGUGGUGAUACAUGUGUCUUUACUGAGCCAGCUGUUUCUGUGAAGGUCUGUUUUUACCUUGACUGGAUAAAUCAGACAAUGGAAAAUAACUAAAUGAAAAC